CCUAAAUUUAACUCAAAUUUAAACCUCUCUCCCAGCUUUGGUCCUCCUGCAGUUCCAAGUCCUCACUCUGGCCGCCGCAUAGCGCUGCCGUUUUGUCCUCUCUUCUUUCUCUAGCCGCCGCUGUGUUGUUUUCUCAUCGCCACUGCUCUCUUUCUAUUACCAAGUUAGUCCAGACAGCCACCAAAGAAGCCAAGUAACGGUGAAAAAGAAUGAGGAAGCUAAAGUUUCAUGAAAAGAAGCUUUUGAAGAAGGUAAAUUUUUUGGAAUGGAAGAGGGAAGGGGGUCAAAGAGAGAACUUGGUUAUGCAACGCUACCACAUUACUGGACGGGACGAUUACAAAAAAUAUUCAGGUUUAUGCCAUAUGGUUCAGAAGUUAGUUAACAUAUUGAAACAGAUGGACGCAAAGGAUCCUUUUAGGAUUGACAUGACUGACAAGCUUUUGGAAAAACUCUACAACAUGGGCGUUAUUCCAACCAGGCAAAGCAUCACACUAUGUGAACGCUUAACUGUCUCAUCCUUCUGUAGACGUAGGCUCUCAACUGUUCUGGUGCGAUUAAAAUUUGCUGAACACUUGAAAGAAGCUGUCACGUACAUUGAGCAAGGGCAUAUAAGGGUUGGUCCAGAGACGGUGACAGACCCGGCUUUCCUUGUAACUAGGAACAUGGAAGACUUCAUUACAUGGGUGGAUUCAUCCAAAAUAAAGAGAAAGGUGCUUCAGUACAAUGACAAAUUGGAUGACUAUGAUUUAAUGAAUUAAGUGGAAGGCUAAAUGUCAGCUUAUUGUGGUUUGCUCUCAAAAUAUGAAAUCUGGGAUGAGUUUUUUUUCCUUGCGGGCGGUGGUUGCUUGGAUUUUAAUGGGAUUAUUUUAAAUUCUAAAUUCAUACCAGAUUAAGUUGAUGAUGAUGUAAUGAACCUGGAAAUUAGUGAAUCAGUGUUUAAAAAUUAUCGGCAUUUUUCCAUUCAA
Molecule: messenger RNA, 965 nt
Organism: Vigna angularis (adzuki bean)
Lineage: Eukaryota; Viridiplantae; Streptophyta; Magnoliopsida; Fabales; Fabaceae
Exons: 5
Coding region: 210-758 (182 amino acids)
Biological process (GO): rRNA processing
Cellular component (GO): small-subunit processome; Mpp10 complex; small ribosomal subunit
Molecular function (GO): rRNA binding; structural constituent of ribosome; snoRNA binding
Source: RefSeq, a predicted model, not a curated record